This is a messenger RNA of Erigeron canadensis, 776 nucleotides long. Its product is annotated as acanthoscurrin-1-like. The record is from RefSeq and is a predicted model, not a curated record. NCBI's taxonomy places the organism in Eukaryota, Viridiplantae, Streptophyta, Magnoliopsida, Asterales, Asteraceae. The coding region runs from base 75 to 548 and encodes 157 amino acids. The transcript has a single exon.
UGCAUCAACUUCUACCUAGUCUUUUAAUUUAGGUAAAAUCGAACAAAAACAAAAUAAUAAAGAUAAAAAAAAAAAUGGCAAGAUUGUGUUUUAUGUUCUUAGCGACUCUAGCAGUAGUGGUUUAUACAACUACUGCUAGAGACGUUCCAAAACAAAACAAAGAUAGUAGUACUGUUGGUCUUACAGACCAAAAGAACGUUUAUACUUUUGGUGGAACCGGAGGGUUCAAUGGUAUUGGAAACAAUGGUCUACCCAUGGGAGGAAUGGGAACCGGAGUUGGUGUAGGUGGUGAUUUUGGCGGAGCAAAUGGAGUCGGAGGUGUAGGUAUGGGGUAUCAAUAUGGUGGACCGGGUGGGCCGGCUGGUGGUGUAGGAACUUUUGGAGGUCUUGGAAAUGGUUUUGGUGGAUUACCAACUCUUGGUGGUGGAGGACUUGGUGGUGGUGGUCCUGGUGUUGGUGGUGUGUUUCCUAUCGGUGGUGGCAGCGGUAUGGGUGGCUUUCCUAUAGGUGGUGGUGGUGGUGCCGGUGGUGUACUUCCUCAUCCUUGAAGCUAGGUUGUUACCGUGGUCACUAGGUAGUCGCUUAAUUUUCUAUUUGAGUUUGUUUACUAUUGAAGUACUAAAUUAAUAGGUCGAUUUGUGUAAGGUGGUGUGUGUGUUUGUGUUAGUAGCUACAUCAUAUAUUUUCUGUUCUAUGAAUAUUAUGUUAUGUUCGCGUCAUAUCAUGUUUGUAUUGCUAGAGUAUUUAAGAUUAUAAAUAUUUCCAUUUCCGAUUUA